Molecule: messenger RNA, 1614 nt
Organism: Miscanthus lutarioriparius
Lineage: Eukaryota; Viridiplantae; Streptophyta; Magnoliopsida; Poales; Poaceae
Source: the annotation of a GenBank genome assembly
AUGGGCGAAGAGAGGGAGCUCGUGGGCGCGAGGCUGGACGCCGGCCUCCGCGCUGCCCGCUUCUCCUCGCCGCCGUCUGCCGACGAGUUUGCAGCUGAUGUCGAGCCCAAGAACGUCCCCGCGGUCUUUCGCGACGUGGCUAAGGGGUGGGCGGCCUCCUCCCGCUGGGAUCCUCUCCAUGGCGGCCUCGACUACCUGCUGGAAAAAGUGGGACCUGAUGUCGCUGUGGAAGCUAUGAUGUCAAACACUGGCCAUGUGUUCUACGGGGAUCUCAGAAGCCAUGAGAGGGUUUCUGUUUCAUUCUCCACGUUCAUUCAGUCGUGCAAGUCUUACCUGAAUCAUAUGAAUGCAGCUAGUGAUUCAUCCAAAGAGCAGGGAAUGCUUGGGGAGCCAGCUUGUUCAAGGGAGACGUGUUCGAACAGCUCAGAGAACUUGGAGCAAGUCUAUUUGGCACAGGUAUCUAUUAUGAACGCAGAGAACAAAGAGAGAUGCUCAUUACAAGUUUUGGAAGGGGACAUCCAGGAGCCUAUAUUUCUGAGAGGAAAAUCAUUUUCGUCAAUAAACUUUUGGAUGAAUAAGGGUCACUUGAGAUCAAGUACUCAUUACGAUCCCCACCAUAACCUUCUCUGUGUGGUAUCUGGUUGCAAAAAAGUUACUUUGUGGCCUCCAUCUGCAUCCCCAUUCUUAUACCCGUUGCCUGUGUAUGGUGAGGCCUCCAACCACAGCUCUAUUAGCAUGGAGGAGCCAGAUUAUUCAACAUAUACAAGGGCAAGAUACAUGGAGGAAUAUUCUGAAACAGUCAUUCUAAACUGCGGCGAUGUUGUUUUCAUACCAGAAGGAUGGUAUCACCAAGUUGACAGUGACGACUUAACCAUAGCAGUUAACUUUUGGUGGAAGUCAAGAAUAAUGACUCAAAUGUUAGAACAUAUGGAUGCCUACUAUCUACGCCGAAUCCUGAGCAGAUUGGUGGACCAGGAGAUGAGCAUAAUGGUGCAGAAGAGUCCUUUUGGUCAUUCAAAAGAUCGCACCGAUAUUCAACGCAUGGCCAAAACAUUGACAGGUUUCCAGCUAUUCAGUUUGCAAAAAGAUUCACCAUUGCAAACUCUGGAACCCUCCACUCUGCAAGCACUUUAUGAACUGAUCUCACUGGUCCAUGAUGGUGCUGAAGUGGCUAGCCAAAAUGACAAAACAGAAGCCACAUCCCAGAAUAAAUCUUCCAACCAAAGAGACGAAACAAAGACGAGUGCUGCUGCAGAUGAUUCAUCCCUCUUGGACAAAGAUCCUGUUGCAAAAAUCAUUUUGCCAGUUGAACCACUUGAAUUGCGGAGUAUGCUGCUUGCAGUGGUGCAUACUUUCCCAAGGACAUUAGAGAGUUUAGUUCUCAACAUGCUUGGGCCAGUAGGAGCAGAGAUACUGACUAGGAAGUUUGAUGAGAUGGAUCAACAAACAACAAAAGAAGAACAGGUUGAGUUCUACAAGAUAUUUUAUAGCGUGUUUGACGACCAGUAUGCUGCAAUGGAUGUGCUUCUCAACGGGAAGGAAUUGUUUUCUUUUCAGAUAUUCCAGAAUGUCCUAGACAAGUAUCUCAGGGUGCAUGUUGACCGACCCAGCUAA